This is a messenger RNA of Syngnathoides biaculeatus (alligator pipefish), 4980 nucleotides long. RefSeq lists its product as uncharacterized. The transcript has 27 exons. Gene Ontology annotation, molecular function: serine-type endopeptidase activity. The coding region runs from base 1 to 4308 and encodes 1435 amino acids. The record is from RefSeq and is a predicted model, not a curated record. Lineage: Eukaryota; Metazoa; Chordata; Actinopteri; Syngnathiformes; Syngnathidae. Gene Ontology annotation, biological process: proteolysis.
AUGAGAUGCUGGAAACGGCUGCGGGAAGAACUGGACCAACGUAAAAAGACGAAAAAAGCUUUCAGAGCAUGCAAGCUCUCCUGCCUUUUUAUUACAUAUCCGGGUGUUGUGUCGCCGGAGAAGUCGCGGCUCGUCUUCCUGACGGCUGAUCCUCUCCCGGCGGAAUACGUGGCCUACAUUUGUUUGCGGGGCGGAGGAGGAAGAGUGAAGCUCCAAGGAGAAGAGAUAGCGAGGGUGGAUGACAUCACAUACUUGGGGUCAACAAUACAGAGCAAUGGAGAGUAUGGGCCGGACUCCGGCUGCGGCGGUCCACAGGAGCUCACCGCAGCGUCGGGCACCUUCACCAGCCGCCACUACCCCAGUAGCUAUGACAACGGCAGGAGUUGCUCCUGGCACAUUACCGUGGACCCUGACAAGGUGAUUUCUCUGUGGUUUGAAGAGUUUGCCUUGGAGGAUACCAACUUGUGCACUGCAGACUUCAUCACGCUGCGAGAUUCCUCGGGAGUCAUUGGCAAAUAUUGCGGCUACAGCAAACCGUUGCCUCUGGUGUCCCUCACCAACCAGCUGACCGUCUACUUCGACACCAACGACCGAAAAACAGACCAAGGAUUCAAGGCUCGUUACGAAGCCGUGCCUCCGGAGCGCACCUCAGAAAUAGCCGGAGCUGGUGGCCCUCUUCAUGGUGACCGGGGCGAUCUGCUGACCCCUGGCUUUCCCGAGCAGAACUACCCCAAUGGAGCGCUCUACCAGUGGAAAAUCACCGUGCCCGAAGGCGAGAGGGUUCGACUGACAUUCACCUCCUUCGACCUGGUGCCCGAGGUGUGCGGAGACUUUGUGCAAGUUUACGAUGGCGCUUUGUCAUUAGGUAAAUUCUGCGGUGGAGCCUUGCCCAAGCCGGUGGAGUCCAGCACCAACACAAUGAUGGUGCGCUUCAAAUCGGACAGCACCAAAAGAUCCAGAGGGUUCCGGGCCACCUUCACCAAGUCCAGCCUCCCGCCUAUUGUGGUCCCCACCACUAUGAGGCCCACAGCCACAUCCAGACCCAUCACCCAGACAUCACCCACUACCGCAGUUACCGGUGGUCCGGUUAUUCUCAACGGGCGCAAGGGAUCCAUCCAGUCGGAGGGCUUCCCGAAUCCAUAUCCCGCUCACCUGAACGUGUCCUGGAGGAUAAGAGUACCCAAAGGGUUUCUGGUUAAGAUGGACAUCGUCGAAUUGGCCAUCACAGGAGAAACGGGGCAGUGCAAGGACGACAAGCUGGUCGUAUCGGACGCUUAUAGCACGCUAGGCACGCACUGUGGCUACCUCCGUCCUCCAGUUGUGGUGGGCGCCACCGACACUCUGUCUGUCUCCUUCUUGUCUGACGGUCGCCUCACUGACAGAGGCUUCUCUGCCAAGUGGGUGGCCGUGCACCCCGAGGAUAUAGCAGAAAUCCAGGGAUGUGGUUUGUCGUCCAAGGAGGAGAUUGGGGUUAUCAAGUCGCCCGACUGGCCCAAAAACUACAAGGCCAACGCCGAGUGCAUGUGGAACGUGGCGCUGCCGUUCGGCAAGAAAAUCACGCUGACCUUCACUCACUUUCAGCUGGAGCCCAAAAACUUCCUGUUGUCCAAGUGUAACGACAACGUCGUGGUGUACGACAUCAACGGCGUGACCAAUGCCUUGAUUCAGAAGCACGGACCAUUUUGUGGCACCAGGAUCCCUCGGAGCAUCCAGACCAAAGGAAACAGGAUGGUGGUACGCUUCCAUUCAGACUUAUUCCUGGAGGACAAAGGUUUCAGGGCCUACUGGACUACAAAUCCCAGCCUGCCUGCACCGACUGAGCCACCUGUACCACCUAAUCCUUGGGACGGAAUUAAAAUAGACUGGCCCAGCAAAUGCGGUAAACCAGCCAUCCCUCCGAAUAUUAUGUCGCGCAUUGUGAACGGAGAGGCAGCCAGGCCUCACUCGUGGCCCUGGCAAGUGUCCAUGCAGGUGUGGCCGUCCAGUCAACCUGACCCAAUUUUCUUCCAUAUAUGUGGCGGUACGCUUAUUCACAAGAACUGGGUGCUCACAGCAGCUCACUGCUUCAUUAACUACGCCGACGAGCUGUACCGCUGGCAAAUGUGCCUGGGCAAGCACAACCUGACCGUCACAGAGCCCAGCGAGCGCUGCUUGGGCGUGACGGGCAUCUACCGCCACGAGGCCUUCAAGUACCCCACUGUGCCCACCGUGGAGUUCGACAUCGCCCUGGUCAGGCUGGACGGAGAGGCCGAAGUCGCGGACGAGAUCGCUUACGCCUGCCUCCCCUCUCCGGAGGAGGUGCUGCCCGGGGAAAAGAAGUGCUACGCCACCGGAUGGGGGGACGAGACGGGCGAUUCCCUCAAGCCUAAAGUGGCAGACGCUCUAAACCAGGUGGCUUUACCUGUGGUACCGUACAACACGUGCAAGAGGUUGGACUACUGGUGGUUCCAGGUGAAGGCCUCCAUGAUUUGCUGUGGUUACACGCUACCCGACGAGCUCAAGUCCGUCUGUCAGGGAGAUUCCGGCGGUCCUCUGGUGUGCCAGGAUACUCCCGACAGUCCCUGGGAAGUGCACGGAAUCACCAGCUUCGGUCCCAUUGGGUGCAUCAUGAACAAGAAACCCUCGGUGUUCACCCGCUCGUCCGCCUACCUCCCCUGGAUCAGCAACGUCAUACGCAAGGACAUCUACAACCAACACACAUCCGGGUGUGGCGGAGCCAAGAACUUGACGGGCACAGGCGGCACCUUGUCCUCCAUGGGCUUCCCAGCCAGCUACAGCAACAAAGCCCGUUGCCAGUGGAACAUCCACGCACCGGUGGGCAAACUGGUGCACCUUCACUUCAGCAACUUCUCUCUGGAGGAGAGUCAAAUGUGCUUGAGCGACAAAGUCGACAUUUCGGAUGCAACGGGAAGUCUGGGCACUUACUGCAGUCACACGCCACCCAAGGACCUGGUGAGCGACGGGAACUCGCUUCGCAUCAGCUUCUCGUCCAACGACAAGGUGGUGGACUUCGGCUUCGCGGCCACGUGGAAGGCGGUGGACCCUUCGGAAGCUCCUUGUGGAGGAACGUUUAGCAGCCCCCAGGGUGAGCUCACCAGUCCCGACUGGCCCAAAGACUACCCUGCUCAAGCCGUGUGUACGUGGAGGAUCCGGGUCUCCGGUGCCGAAAGCAUCCACGUGGCCUUCACGCACUUUGAGCUGCAGGCCGUCAACGUGCUCGGGAACUGCGUAGACUAUGUGGAGGUCUUCAACGGGGAGAACAUGACGUCGCAAGGUCGCUUCUGCGGCUUUGCCCCACCACCCGAACUGAGCGUGCCGGGCGACACGGUGGUAAUCCGUUUCCUCAGCAACAGCGUCAACCGGCAGCAGGGUUUCCGCGGCUACUGGACCACCGACGCCGACCUCAUCCCGACUCUACCUCCUCCCACGCCCAACCCGUGGGACAACAUCACCAUCAGCUGGCCACAGGACUGCGGGAAUCCGGCAGUGGCCCCCAAUACUGGCACAGCGAAGGUGGUUAAUGGAGAAGAAGCGGUGCCCCACUCCUGGCCCUGGCAAGUCUCCAUGCAGGUCAAGCCGGUCUCUUUCAUCCCUUACAUACACAACUGUGGCGGUUCAUUGAUCCAUGAGGAGUGGAUCCUAACAGCUGCCCACUGUUUCAUGACCCCCUUCAACCAAUCCUCGUACUGGCGCAUGUGCCUAGGGAAGCACCACAUGAACUCCUCCAGGGACGUCCCGUCAGCGGAAGAAUGCUACAAGGUGGACGGCAUCAUCCGUCACGAGGGCUUCGUCUACGAGCAGGACCGCAGCGACAUCACCCAUGACAUCGCCCUGGUGCAUCUGGCCCAACGCGUCAACAUGACACGGGAGAUCAGCCCCGUCUGUCUGCCCCGGUCCGGGGUUGUGGUGGAGGCAGGGACAAGCUGCUUUGUCACCGGCUGGGGGGAUGAGAAAGGGAACUUCAUCUCUCAAGUGUCUGAGAAACUCAACCAAGCAGCUCUUCCUGUGGUGGACUUCAAGACCUGCAGCAAGCCCGCCUACUGGUGGGACAUCCUGCGGCCCAACAUGAUCUGCGCUGGCUACGAGUCCCCGGAUGAGCUCAAGUCAGCGUGCCAGGGCGACUCUGGGGGCCCCUUUACUUGCAAGGCUGGCGGGGCCAACGCCACCUGGGAGGUACACGGCGUGGUCAGUUUCGGACCCCAGGGAUGCAUCAAGGACAAGAAGCCGUCGGUGUUUACGCGCGUUUCUGCCUUUAGCCACUGGAUCCAUGACAACAUCAGGAGGUUCACAUAUGAAAGGGACCACUAAGAUCCUGUGUUACCUUGACUUACAAGUUUAAUUUGUUCUGUGACCAUCUGAUAAGAAAAAUAGCCAGGGACAGUGUUGCACCUACUGUAUAAUAACAUACAGUUAAUCAAAUGUAAUGAAUUUAAACAUUUUUUGCAUCAUGAUUUCAUGCUUCAAAUCAAUGGACAUUGUGCUGCUUGUUUUGAUGUAUGCGCCUUGGCCACCUGGGAGCAAAAUAAUGCGUAGAAAUCCUAAAUAUAAAACACAGAUUUGACGAUGAAACACAAAGAGGACCCUUAUAACAAAAAUUUCAGUACUAAUAGUCGUAUUUCGCUGAACAUAAAGAAUGUUUGCUUGUGAGAAUUCUUGACUAUAUGUGUUGCCACAGUGUUUGAGUUCAAAUAUUAGUGGUUUAAAGGUUUCUAACGAUCUAAUAUCGAUGCUAGUUUUGUUUGCCCAUUAUGCAUGAUGUGUUAGCAUUAAGCUAGCAGACUUUCUUAAAACAAAGUUCUUGCGGUUUAGUUGAAUUUGUAACCUGUUAUUGUCAUUGUUUUUAUUUUCACCGUGAACUUCAACUGGGAAUGGUAAUGUGCAGCUUGAAGUAAGCACACUGUAUGUUACUAUAAAGUACACUAAAGUAUUUUUAGUUACCUUUUAGUAUUCAUUCUACCUUAUGUUUUAUCUACCUUCCAC